Soboliphyme baturini is the source of this 816-nucleotide messenger RNA. NCBI's taxonomy places the organism in Eukaryota, Metazoa, Nematoda, Enoplea, Dioctophymatida, Soboliphymatidae. The record is from the annotation of a GenBank genome assembly.
UUGGCGCUUCAUUAUUAUUUCAGUCCCGGACUGCACAACCUCAUAGUGUUCUACAAAUCUAGUCCAAUCGGAUGGCAAGUGGCCGAAGACGAAGAUGGAACCACUGUUGGCUACUACAUUUAUAACCAACUUCCGGUCGAAGGUAUUAGAUUUGGCUACCAACUGUUGGUCAGCCGGAAGCACACCGGCAAAGGUAUUACGAACAUGUUUAACAUGCCAAAGAAGGAUGGCGUCCCGGUGAUCGCAAACGUUACACCUGACACGAUUCAGAGGUACCUGAUCGACAGCUGGUACGAAAAACUGCUGUGCUACGUUGGCGCUGUCUUUCCAGGAAGGGGCUUUCCUGUCCAUCCGCCUAAGAAUAAGCUAAAUAUUGAGGAGGUAACCGAUGCUCAUCUGGACGCCAUAUAUAGUUAUGACCUUGGAUUGCUUGGUUUUGAUCGCAAACAAUUUCUGCGACUCUGGUUGAACAAGGACGAGUUUGGAAAAUCAGUGUGUGCCGUUAAAGAUGGCAUAAUUCUGGGUUACGGCACUCUAAAGAUUGCGGAAAAGUACACAAUGAUUGCCCCAGUAUACGCUGAUAGUGACGAAGUCGCCUUCGCUAUACUGUAUGAACUGCUGCACGACUACGACAUGAGCUUGACGCUGAGUCUGAUCUUUCCGGCCACAAACGCUUUCAUGUGCCACUUCGUCAAAAACUUAGGGCUACAGUUGUUCACCUCUGAAAUGCGAAUAACAAGAGGAAACUGCGAAGCGGUGGUCAAGAAUCUUCAAAUGAAAAAAGUUUACGCUUUGCACGAAUUUUGGCCAAUUUGA